Tinamus guttatus (white-throated tinamou) is the source of this 666-nucleotide messenger RNA. RefSeq names its product Rho family GTPase 1 (gene RND1). The record is from RefSeq and is a predicted model, not a curated record. Gene Ontology annotation, biological process: small GTPase-mediated signal transduction. NCBI's taxonomy places the organism in Eukaryota, Metazoa, Chordata, Aves, Tinamiformes, Tinamidae. Gene Ontology annotation, molecular function: GTPase activity; GTP binding.
UGCAAGCUGGUGCUCGUGGGCGACGUGCAGUGCGGCAAGACGGCCAUGCUGCAGGUGCUGGCCAAGGACUGCUACCCCGAGACGUACGUGCCCACCGUAUUUGAGAAUUACACGGCGUGUCUGGCCAGCGAGGAGCAGCGCGUGGAGCUGAGCCUCUGGGACACCUCCGGCUCUCCCUACUAUGACAAUGUGCGGCCCUUGUGCUACAGCGACUCGGAUGCGGUGCUGCUUUGCUUCGACAUCAGCCGCCCCGAGACCCUGGACAGCGCCUCCAAGAAGUGGAAGACAGAGAUCCUGGACUACUGCCCCAACACGCGAGUGCUGCUUGUCGGCUGCAAGACGGACCUGCGCACGGACCUGAGCACCCUCAUGGAGCUCUCACACCAGAAGCAGGCGCCCAUCUCCUAUGAGCAGGGCUGCGCAGCGGCCAAGCAGCUGGGAGCCGAGAGCUACCUGGAGUGCUCGGCCUUCACGUCGGAGAAGAGCGUUCACAGCAUCUUCCGCAGCGCGUCCGGCCUCUGCCUGGGCCGCAGUGGCCCCCCGGCCCCCAAGAGCCCCGCGCGCGGCCUCGCCAAGCGCCGCCUGCACCUGCCCAGCCGCUCUGAGCUCAUCUCCUCCGCCUUCAAGAAGGAGAAGGCCAAAAGUUGCUCUGUCAUGUGAAGAGGU